This is a messenger RNA of Schistocerca nitens (vagrant locust), 1115 nucleotides long. Its product is annotated as calcium release-activated calcium channel protein 1-like. Gene Ontology annotation, biological process: store-operated calcium entry. Gene Ontology annotation, cellular component: membrane. Gene Ontology annotation, molecular function: store-operated calcium channel activity. The record is from RefSeq and is a predicted model, not a curated record. The transcript has 4 exons. Bases 48 to 698 code for a protein of 216 amino acids. NCBI's taxonomy places the organism in Eukaryota, Metazoa, Arthropoda, Insecta, Orthoptera, Acrididae.
UGAGGAGACGCCGGUGGUCGGUGGAUGGCGCUGUCUGCAGCGACGACAUGGAAGACGGCGUCCGCAGGAGAAAGCCGGGGGCGGAUGAGGUACUGGGGCGGCUUGUGCUGCUGCAGUCGCUGGAGAGCGAGCGCGGUCGGCUGGAACUCCGCCAACUGCACCGCACCAGGUCGCGCCUGCGCGCCUCCUCCUCGGCAUCCAUCAUCCUCUGCGCCUUCGCCAUGCAGUCAAUGGUGGAGCUGCAGGUGAAUGUGCCAACACGCUGCCCGGCCUGGCUGUUCACCAUGUUCGCGGUGUGCACCGUGGCACUGGUGGCGGUGCAUACGGCUACUCUCGUCAUCUCCACCUUCCUGAUGCCUGACCUGCACGUGCCCCACCACCGUGUCACCCACCCGCUUGUGGUGCGCCUUCUGACACCCGCGCUGCGUCGGCUCAUAGAGAUUGCCUGGGGCUGCUCCUCCGUCGCUGGACUCUUCCUCUUCAUGGUGGAGAUUGUUUUGCUGAACUGGGUGAAAUUCUGGGACUACACACUAACGGCAUGCUGGGCUGGUACCAUUGCUAUGAUGCCAUUCAUGAUAGCCUUUGUUGCUUUUUGCAUCUACUUCCAUCGGUCGUUUCUGGAACAUGGUUAUCAGUUUCAUCAAAAACAGAUUGUCGCCAUCCAUAAGCAGUAUGAAAAAAUGUUGUGUGAAGUGUGAAAGAACAAAAACAGAAAGUAUUAAAUUAUUUAUUGCUUUUAUUAGUCUAACAGGACUAUUGUACUAAUAAUAGUGAAAGCUGUAAAUACUGAUCAAUGGCAUUAAGUACUCGCUACUUAAAUAUGUGUAGUAACCACAUUCCAGGAGCAGAAAAACUAGUGAUGGCCUCAGAAAAACAUGAACAGGGAUCAGGAUAUAUCUUGCAGGUCCGAAAACACAGAGUUACUUGGAAUGCAGAUAAAGACUGUUUCACACAAAUAUUUAUUGUAAUCUUUGUUUCCAUCAGAUACUAAUAAGUUUGUAUCAACUCUGAUUUAGUGUAAGAGUAAAAAGAAAUUGGCUGAUCUCGUAUGAAUAAUUCCAUAAGUACCUUUCAGGACUAUGAUAAGGCGCAACAAUAAAUUACAUGGAAAAAUC